Messenger RNA from Formica exsecta, 1476 nucleotides. RefSeq names its product juvenile hormone esterase-like. Bases 34 to 1461 code for a protein of 475 amino acids. Lineage: Eukaryota; Metazoa; Arthropoda; Insecta; Hymenoptera; Formicidae. The transcript is spliced from 6 exons. The record is from RefSeq and is a predicted model, not a curated record.
UUGCAUAAUCUCGACAGCUACACGUCGACAGUCAUGUUGCGUAGAUCGGUCAGCUUAUUAGCGCCGUUCCGUCGUCAUUCUUCAGUGUCCAUCAUGAACAGCAACAGAGUGGUCGUAAACGUGCGUGAAGGAAAGUUAAUCGGUAUCAUCGACGAAAAUAUUCACGGUGGCAAUUACAUAGCUUUCCGAGGAAUACCGUAUGCAAAACCACCGGUCGGUAAACUCAGAUUCAAGGAUCCGGCACCGCCGGAACCAUGGUCCGGCAGCAGAGAUUCUUCAAAACAUGGAAACGUCGCCGUUCAGAAGGAUCUUACCACGCGCGAAAUGAUCGGCGACGAGGAUUGCCUCUACUUAAACGUGUACACCGCAGACAUCGAAUCAUGGAGAAAAUGUCCGGUUAUGGUGUGGAUACACGGCGGCGGUUUUAGCACAGGUUCCGGCGAUGCAUCCAUUUACGGUCCCGAUUAUAUUGUCCGGAAGGACGUGGUAUUGGUCACGUUAAAUUAUAGACUAGGCGUUCUCGGUUUCUUAAAUCUUAACGAUGAAGUGGCAACGGGCAAUCAAGGUAUAAAGGAUGUUGUCAUGGCAUUACGAUGGGUUCAAAAGAAUAUAUCAAAGUUCACUGGAGAUCCAGAAAAUGUCACCAUCUUUGGCGAAAGCGCUGGCGGAGCCAUCGUACAUUAUUUGACUCUGUCUCCAUUAAGUGAAGGUUUAUUUCACAAAGCGAUUUCGCAAAGCGGCGUCGCCGCAAAUCCUUGGGCUUUUAAUGAAUGGGCAAAUAAAGCGAUGAACAAAGGUUUCCAAUUAGCCGAGUACCUCGGCAGAGCGACCUCAGAUCCGAAGGUCGCCUGUGAAUUUCUCAAAACGAUCGACGCGAGGAAACUCAGAGAAGCCGAACAGAAGUUGCUGACAAAAACAGAAUGUCUACAACAUGUAAUAGCGUUUACGCCUAGUUUAGAUCACGAAUCGCCGAAUCCAUUUUUCCCGGAACAUCCAAGCACGUUAAUACGCCGUCAAGUUAAAGUGCCAUAUAUUUUGGGUUGUAACAGUUGCGAAGGAUCUUACUUUGCAUGCAGCAACCUCAUCAGACGCUUAAACAAGGAGACUUUUAAAGAAAUGGAUUCCGAUUUCAAGAAGACCAUCUUACCUAGAGUUUUGUCUACACUACCACAGAUACCGAUCACAGUCGAAGAAUUACAAUUUUUAUACUUUGCUAAUAAAACAGUGUCAGAAGAAACUCUAAUUAAUUACGCUGAUUUUUUAGGCGAUGUACUUUUUUAUCGCGGCAUUAUGGAGAUAGCCGAUACUCAAAUGAGCUCUGAUGCUAAUGAGCCGACCUACUUGUACACAUUUUCAUAUGAAAGUGAAACUUCUCCCUGGAAGAAAUUCUUAAACAUUACGCUUCCAGGUACAACUUUGUUAAUUUAUUCAAGUUCACUUAUAAGAAUCAUUGAUCCUUAACAGAUACAAAUAUGC